Molecule: messenger RNA, 1147 nt
Organism: Dicrocoelium dendriticum
Lineage: Eukaryota; Metazoa; Platyhelminthes; Trematoda; Plagiorchiida; Dicrocoeliidae
Source: the annotation of a GenBank genome assembly
AUGCGUUUCUCCUGCAAUCUCUUUCAGGGUGGAAACGUCAGUGCCCAUACGUGCCAUUUGGUUGGCAGUGCCUUGUCAGACCCUUACUUAUGCUUUGCUGCUAGCAUGUGUGGUUUGGCUGGACCAUUGCAUGGGUUAGCCAACCAAGAAGUCCUCAUGUGGAUUACUACUAUGCGCAAAGAGAUCGGCGAUACUCCCACUGACGAUCAGAUCAAGGAAUACGUGCAACGUAUGCUGAACUCUGGACGGGUGAUCCCAGGAUUUGGCCACGCUGUGUUACGCAAGACCGAUCCCCGAUAUACCUGUGCGCGUGAGUUCGCCCAGAAACACUUCCCUGAUGAUGCACUCUUCAAGAUCGUUAGCCAGCUCUACACUAUUGUGCCUCCGAUUUUGAAAGAUCUAGGCAAGAUAGCCAACCCCUGGCCGAAUGUUGAUGCACACUCAGGCGUAUUGUUGCAGCACUAUGGUAUGACUCAAAUGCAAUACUACACCGUCGUUUUUGGCGUUUCUCGAGCUCAGGGAGUACUGUCCUCGCUGCUGUGGGAUCGCGCACUCGGAUUACCUCUCGAACGCCCAAAAUCAUUAAGGACUGAUGACCUCAUGGCCAUGGUUAAAGCCAAAGCAGCCUGAAGUAGCCCUGUUAGCCAUACUCUUUCCUUGCUUUGUAGGCCAAUCAUGUUUCGAGUUUCGUCAUCUCUGUUUCCUACCCUUUCACUCUCCAUAGGUUUUGUUCCGAAGACGAACUUCUGUCUAGACACAAAGUGCGAAGGCUCUCCAGUGUGUAUGUAUAUACACAUCCUGUGCAUUUACCUCGCAUUAUUAUGGUCUUAUUUCGCAUCGUUCUUUCCUUUUUCUCGAUUGUAAUUUUGUCUGGCCACUGCUUUAUCUGCGCGCUGCUUCUACACCCUAGUAUUAUGUAGCCACACCUGUACCAAACUGAUCUGUCCCAUCAGGUCUAACCUACCCUCCUAACUUUGCACGCUUCAUCGUUCAUUUCUGUCAUAUCACCUUUAGUACUUUCUUUGGUAUUCAUAAGGUCCGCUGCACAUUUACACACUUUGCCCUGUGUCCAGUACUUCCACGAUAAUACAGACCAUUCUUGAGUCACCUCGGUUUUUUUUGUCUCCUGUGCAUCGGUUGCCUUCGG